Messenger RNA from Fimicolochytrium jonesii, 3660 nucleotides. RefSeq names its product ras guanine nucleotide exchange factor domain-containing protein. The coding region runs from base 1 to 3660 and encodes 1219 amino acids. Gene Ontology annotation, biological process: positive regulation of GTPase activity; Ras protein signal transduction. Gene Ontology annotation, molecular function: guanyl-nucleotide exchange factor activity; protein binding. Lineage: Eukaryota; Fungi; Chytridiomycota; Chytridiomycetes; Spizellomycetales; Powellomycetaceae. Gene Ontology annotation, cellular component: plasma membrane. The transcript is spliced from 5 exons. The record is from RefSeq and is a predicted model, not a curated record.
AUGGCGAUAAAGGUAGUCCGUGCACUGUACGACUAUGCUGGGUCGGAAGACUCUGGGCUCUCCUUCAGAAAGGGAGAUAUUAUUCAGGUGCUUACACAACUGGACAGCGGAUGGUGGGAUGGUCUGCUUUAUGGCGAACGUGGCUGGUUCCCUUCGAAUUACGUGGGUGAACCAGAGACGUUGAAAGAUGCACCAACAGCCGAUCAAGUUCAGGGUAGCGUAUGGGUUCGGCAGAUUGGACACCUGGGAAACAUCUACUAUUUUAACCGCGAUACUGGAGCAACCACACAAGAUACGCCCACUACAUUUGCACCGGCGACCGAGUCGAAUGGAAACGCUGCUGACUACUUUGGCGCGGCGACCAACGCCUUGGAUCUUCCGCCUGGCUGGAUUGUGUACGAUGCAGAGGCUGGGGGCCCGAUGUACUACAAUCACUACACAAAGGAGACUCGAUGGACUCGUCCUGAAACCGAGGGUGACCUAGCGCCGGACUCGGCGACUACUCGGUCAUCUGUCCCUUCGUCUCCCGGUGGUCUGCUCACCCCUACAUCAUCGCGCGGCAGCUUCUCCUUCUCUCGUCAAUCCUCUAUCCUCUCGCGGUCAGAUCAGUCCUCGUCUCGGCCGUCCACCGCCUCAACAUCACCGACCAGUACCACUGCCAAUCGGGCAUCACAAGGCCUUCCACCCAACUGGGGAAUGAAAGUGACGCUCGAACGACGCCCAUAUUAUUACAAUAUGGUGACCGAUGAGACGACCUGGACAUUGGAAGAUAUUGACACGGAGACGGGCAACCUGGUCCCGUCGCCGCAACGCAAACCGAGCAACGCGUCUGUUAACUCAGAGAGAUCUUCCAUGGGAAGCCAUUCUUCAAUCUUGAACAUGCUACCGCCAAUAUUACCGACCGACGAAGCCGUCAGCUCACCUAACCUGACAUGGGCAAAGCUGGCCAACGACAUCAUCUCUCGCAUCCAUCAACUCAACCAGUACGCAAAACAUGGCAAAAAGGAAGGCUUCGUGUCUCAGUCGUCUCUUAUCGUCGAGUCGAUUCGCAUCAUGCUCUACGCAUCGGGCACAGCACGGAAGGACGCUCCUUCUGUCGCCUCGCACAAGAUGGUCAAAGUCCAUCAUAGGCAGAUCAUGAGCUCGCUCUCAAAACUGGUCCUGCAUGCGAAAGAAGCGUCUGGUGUGUGGCCACCACCAGACUCGGUUGUGAGCUUACAACAAGCAACCAAUGAAGUACUGGUUUCCGUACGCCAAUUUGUCGCGGCUGCGCAAGAGGCUGGUGUCGAGGUGCAACCACUGACCAAUGGCGAGGCUGCUGCAAUACAUUCGUCGGGAAGCUCGUCAAAUACCGCUCCGCCGCCGUCAGUUACCGACGGCGAACUUGGCCCAGGUCUUGGGCAGCUCGCCUCCAAUCAAAGCCGUGACAGCAUGGGUUCCGAUACCGGCCUGGCAGCUGUCGCUGAGCAGCAGCUUCUGACUCAACAAACGAACCCCGAGCUUGUAACAUGUCUGGAGAACUAUACCCGAUCGAUCUUCAAAAUGCUCACCGAGGUUGCGAGGCACGUACGUCAAGGAAGCAUCGAAACGGCAACCAUCAUCAAGCAGGUUAAGGUCACCGUCAUGGAAGUUGGUAACCUGCUUGCGUUGGUGGAUGAAAUCCCAUUGGACUCGGUCUCUGAGGACCUUACGUUGGAGUUCAAGGUCAAUCGCCUGAAUCUGUACAACUCGGUCACCGGCCUGGUCACUGCCACGCAAGUCAGCACGCAGCCUUUGGCGCCGAUCAAUGCCAUGGAACAGGUUCUGCUGUCUGCCGGUCUUCUCGAGAAGGCCGUCAAGGACAUGCUGAUUUCCACCAAGUUCCUGGUGGCCGAGCGUGAGAACGCUGAGCAAGCGAGUCUGGUGCAGUACAUCGACAAGUUCACGCGGCAUCGUACCUCCUCGGCCUCCUCCAACGACGGGAACGGUUCUCUUCAACCGAGACGCGCAAUGAGCUUGUCCAUCUUGAACAACGCCAUACCCGAGGACGGCUCGCCAAUCCCUGCACAAGGGUCCGAGUCCGCCCCGAGCACCCCUCUCCCCAUUGACGAAAGCGGAGAACCCGGAAGGUCGUUCUUCGCCCGAUCUGCGUCCACACCUCUCAUUCCUGUCCAUCAGAUGUCACCGGCAAGAUCAACUCGGGCCCACGGGGUCACGAGCGACCGCGCCAGCAAGAGCAGCGACUCCAGCGACGGCGGCCUUCACUUCAUGAACCAGAACCGGGUAUCCUUGCACAGCGACCCCAACAUGGGCUCCGCACAAGGCUCGCGCGCGUCUGUACAUUCGGGUAAGACCGAAGACCCGGCAAAGCCUUGGUUCCUGCAAUACGACUACAGCGAGCGCGACGUCUCCUUCAGCCCCGACGGCAAACUCCGCGGUGCUACGCUGGACGCCCUCAUCGAGCGGCUAACCCUGCACGACGGGCUGGACCCCGAAGUCCUGAGCACCUUCCUGCUCACCUACCGCUCAUUCACCGAUUCCGUCACCUUCAUCCAGUUGCUGAAGCGGCGGUUCAGCAUGGAAGCACCCUCCGAGCUGACCGUCCCCGAGCGCGACCUAUGGCUUGAAAAGAAACGCACACCCAUCCGCAUCCGUGUCUUCAACGUCGCUAGGAACUGGAUCGACAACCAUGCUAGUUUCGAGGACCCUGUUGAUCGUCAAGCGAUGGUGGAGCUGAAGCAGUUUGCGCAGACGGAUGUGAUGCCGUUUAUGGAAGCUGCGGGCAAGCAGUUGAUCAAGUCUAUUGAGAAGAAGGAGAGUGGGGAAUCGAGCGCGAGGCGGAUGAUUCUCAACCCCAAUAGGGAGUACCCCGUCCCUGUCGUUCCGCGCAACUUGAAGAAGAUCAAGUUCCUGGAUUUGGAUGCUACCGAAGUUGCGAGGCAGUUGACGAUUAUGGAGGCGAAGCAGUAUAAUAAGCUUGAGCCGGGAGAGUUCCUCAAUAGGGCUUGGAGCGAGAAGGAUGGGAAUGCUGCCGUCAAUGUCAAAGCCCUCAUCAACAUGUCCAAUCAGAUUACGGGUUGGGUCGCUGCGACUAUCCUGAGCGAGAAGGACCUGAAGAAGCGGGCUGCAAUUUUCAAGCAAUUCAUUCUUGUUGCUGACCGAUGCCGUGCCCUGAACAACUUCAACACACUUAUGUCGAUCCUAGCCGGCCUCAACUCCGCCCCCGUCCACCGCCUCAACCGCACCCGCGAGCUCCUCUCCGCCCGCAUCCGCAACAUGUUCGAAGCCCUCCGCGCCACCAUGACCCCCCUCAAGAAUUUCUCCGCCUACCGCGAAACCCUGCACUCCGUCAACCCUCCCUGCGUGCCUUUCCUCGGGUUCUACCUCACCGACCUGACCUUCAUCGAGGACGGCAACUCGGACAUGUUGCGCGACCAUAAUGCGCACCUGAUCAAUUUCUUCAAGCGGAUGAAGACCGCCGGGGUUAUUCAGGAGAUUCAGCAGUAUCAGAAUGCGCCGUAUGUGUUGAUGCCUGUGCCGGAGCUGCAGACGUGGUUGAGGAGCAACAUGAUGGUGGAGGUUGAUGACUCGGAUCUUUAUGAUAAGAGUUUGGUCUUGGAGCCGAGGGAAAGACCCGAUGAGAUCAUCGCCAGGAAAUUGCUGGAAAACGGACUCAUGUAA